AUGGAUAUCCUCAUGGAUGGAAACUCCACCUGCCUUCGACAGCGAAAAAAAAACCAAACGCUUCUACCCGUCCAGCGCUCCGCACUUUACGCCGCGCAGGCUCUUGCGGAGCAGCUACUGCCAUCCCAUAAAACGAAAAGUACUUUUCUGCAGGAUCGUCAAAAGGAUUUUUAUCAUUUCCGAAUGAAUUCCCCUUCGAUGGCGACCAUUUCUACCUCCACGAGCUUCGCCAACAUUCCACAUCACCCAACCCAUAUCCCGCAAUCCACGUCGGGAUCUUCAGGGAAUCCUAUUCAAACGACAAAUCCUUCUCAGAUGGGGAUCCCCUCAUUCCCUUUGGAAAGUCCUAGUUUGAUUCAAAGGAAUAUAAUGAUCUCAAAUCCUUCCCAUAUGUACACCGAAUCCUCUUUCAAAUGCCGAAAUAUAGCAGAUUUGGGUAUAUUGAAGUAA
Molecule: messenger RNA, 450 nt
Organism: Phytomonas sp. Hart1
Lineage: Eukaryota; Euglenozoa; Kinetoplastea; Trypanosomatida; Trypanosomatidae
Source: the annotation of a GenBank genome assembly